AUGACAGGCGGUGAAUCUCAUCAUCAUAACGAACAUCACACGACGACGAGCCGUGGUCGUAUGCUGUUUGGCCAUCCGGUCCUUUUGCAGGAUUGGGACAAAGAGUCGGAGCAUGCCUUUCAGUACUGGGAGCUCUUUUUAGACUUGUUGCUGGUGGCGGCUGCUUCAUCAGUGACGGAUCAAUUCAAGGAGAAUCUGACUCUCACUGGAUUGGGCGAAUUUGUGGUCUUUUAUUUGGUGCUCAUGAACGGAUGGUUGCUCUACACGCAUCACAUCACGACGCGAUUUCACGACAAUUCUUUGGCACAUUCCAUCAACCUAUUCUUCUACAUUGUGGGAUUCGGAUUGGCCAUGGUCAAUACGGGUUAUCACGAUGUGCAAGCUUUCUGCUGGGGUUCCAUUCUGCAACGGGCCGCCAUUCUGCUCAUGCUGACAUCGUUGACCUGUUAUAUUCCAAGAUCCAAGUACACCAACGGCAUAAUUGCAUGUAUCACGGUUGGCACCAUGGCCCUCUUGUUGGUAGUGGCAUUGCUGGGCAAACACAUUGAAGAAUCUCCUAUCAUCAUGGCAAUCUUCUGGAUUGCUGCUUUUCUGGAAUUCUAUACUGAAGUUAUCAUGAUACAAUUCUUGGGAGGACAACGUCUCGUACCCAUCAAUAUCGAACACACCAAGGAACGCUUGGGCGCCCUGGAGCUGGUAUGUCUCGGAGAGACGGUCCUCUCUGUGACCAUUAUCUAUCGCGAAAUGCUCAGCGAAGGAGAAAUUGGUGGUCAUCACGGCGAAGCCGACAAAGAGGAACUUGACACUGCUUCCAGGCCCAAACAUGCCUACUAUUGGGUCCUUUUCUAUUCGUUUCUCUUGGUUUUUAUGUUCCUCUUGUUGUACUUUCACAUGCAACCGAGUCCUUGUGACCAUGCGUUACGACGAUCCCGCUUUCACGGCGCGUCUCUCAUGAUUCUCCACAAAGUCUUGGGAUUGGCCAUCCUUGCUGUUGGUGUCAGCGUCAAACUGGUUGUCGAGAGUCUCUUGGCAGAGGAAGAGUUACCCCUCGUUGCUUCACAACUCAUGGGAUAUGGCGUUGGUUGCUCCAUUUUGAUUCUCUUUGGAAUGAGGUACUUGCAUUACGGUGGCAGGGAUAGUAUCAAUUUUGAUACCCUCGUCAUGUACUACGGUGUCGAUCCUCGGUUGGAUCAGAUCACGACCUUUUGGUGGUGGACGGUGGGAUUGGCCGGGUUUGUUCCGAUUGUGUGGGUGCUGACUGGGUUUUCCACACACUACAUCCAGGACCCUCUCAUUCUGACGGGUUCUCACGCCUUGUUCAUGUUCGUACUCGUACUACUCGAGUCCUACUUUGCUCAUGUCAUUCAAGAUAAUCUGAUACGACAAGAGGCUGCCAUUACCGGUGGUGGUAAUGGAGAACGCGAAGGUUUUGUAUCCAGCGAGGUAUCGAAAUAUGACACAACCUAA
Molecule: messenger RNA, 1467 nt
Organism: Seminavis robusta
Lineage: Eukaryota; Bacillariophyta; Bacillariophyceae; Naviculales; Naviculaceae
Source: the annotation of a GenBank genome assembly